Messenger RNA from Durusdinium trenchii, 4725 nucleotides. NCBI's taxonomy places the organism in Eukaryota, Dinophyceae, Suessiales, Symbiodiniaceae. The record is from the annotation of a GenBank genome assembly.
AUGUCAAGGGCAGCUGGGACCCUCUUUGCUAUACCAGUUGGCUUCUUCCCGGAGGAGGUCCUGUCUGGAGGCUCGGAGGCAGCGUCGGGGGACUUUGUAGGCCCUUCGACUGCGGUCACUGUUCCUCUGGUGUUCGAAGAGGAGGACGGUACGGAGUCUCAGACUGGGUUGGAGGCGGAAGUUUUGUUGGUCGAUCUUCACAAGAUGGUGAUGGACUUUGUCAGGGGUUUCGACCCAGUCACAGAGGGGCCUGGGAUCCAAGCCUUCUCUAUAGACAACCCCGACCUGGUUCCCGACGGAAACUCCCUCAUGAAGGAGGUCUACUCGUGGUUGGAGUCGGCUACAGAGGGAAGAGCCCAAUACUACUCUGCAGAGGAGCCCCCGCCGCAAGCUGUGAUUCCCAAACAAUCUCGGCAGAAGAACAGGGCUCCAUUUGGUGGGGGUUCCCCGCCGAAGAGAGUGACUACGGCGACGUUGGCCGAGCAACUAGCAGAGCUUUCCAAGAGUAUCCAUGCUACAUCGUCCCAAUUGGAGACUAUGGCACAGCGGCAAGACCGGAUGGAGAACCUGCUCGCAUCCCCUGCAGCUCCUGCCCAGCUCCCGGUUCCAGCGCACCAGCGCCCUUUCCAGACGGCCCUUUCGACCCUGGUGGCACACUUGGUAAACCAGGAUGGUUUGGCAGAUUUCCCUGGGACUGGCAGUUCAUCAGCCAUCUCCCUGAAGGGGUCGGCCAAGAGAGACAAGUUGAUGAUGGACCUGGCUAUGAGGAAAGGCGAUUUCUUCCUGAAAGUGUCUCAGAACGCCUUCCGUCGCCUGAAGCCUACGGAGAAGAUGCCAAGGACUCUGGAGGAAUUUGCUGGCAGACCGAUCUUUGCAAAGUAUGCGGAGAGGAGUGGCGGCUUCUCUGGCCAGAGAGAUUUUGGGCUGAUGAUGUGGCUUCUAUGUCAAAUAGGAGAUGCUAUGCUGAAUGGGGACAACAAGGGAGCCCAGGAGUUGCUUGCUCUGACCAUGGUGACGAUCGAGCAGGCGGCCCAAGACAAUGGCAAGUGGGAGGUUGCGUGGAUCCUUUCGCUCCAGGAGGAUCCUCCGCCUGGCCUCUUCAUGGCAAGGCCAGCCUCGACGAACCCGAGGCUCAGGGCAUUCUCUCCACUAUGCCCGCCAGAAUGGGCGGCAACUGCGUUGUCCUUUGUCAAGGAGGUGGAUAUCAUCAGCACUCGGCGCCAGGAGGCUCUUCCAUCGAAGAAGACUCAGAAGCAAGGGGAGGAGACCGACAAUCCCAAGAAGAAGCCGCAGAGGAGGUGUGGCUCCAGGCAGAGAAGGAGACUUAUGGUUGAUCGAGCCUUCCAUGUCUGCAUCAUGGCCUUGAACUUUUGGCACGCUGACUUCAAGCACAUUCCUGUGGAGUCAAUUGCCAAGGAGCCUUCACCAGCCCAAGCACAGGCACUGGUCAAUUUGAAGAGGAUGCUAAGGGCAUUCGGUAGCUCCUCGGAAGAGUUUUCUGUUCCAAAGAGCGGCCGUAGAUUGACAUCUUUGAUUGCGCUCCUCUCUGACCUUUCUGAGUUUGCUACAUGGAGAGGCAUUGGAGGCAGCGCCUACUCUCGAUCCUUCCCAGGAGCAUCAGACAUCAACAAGAAGGAGACCUACGUGCCUAGGAAUCUUUCGCGGGCGGAGGAGCUUCGUCCAUACCGUGCUCUUGACCCCGAUAGGCUGGUGCUGUCAGGGAAGGCCUCAUGGGACCCAGACAGGUUCCUUUCGGACAUGCUUUGGAUGGCUUUUCAAGAGCCAAAUUCACUUCUUUGGACGGCGUCGGAGAGAUCUUCGCUGGUGCCGGACUUAGCCAAAGAAUCAUAUGAAUCGGUGAAGGACCUUGCACUACUUUGGGACAUCAAUGGUCUGCUACAUCUGGAGGAGGCCAGGGAGGAGGAUGACCCUACACUUGCAAUGAGGUUCUUCAACUGCUACAAGAAUGAGACGACUGACCGCAUGAUUGGAGACCGGAGGUCAAGAAACUAUGUGGAAGGUCGCCUAGCCGGGGUUUCAUCCGGUUUACCGUCAGCUCAAUGCCUCUUUGACCUUGAAGUUGAGCUCCCAGUACAACGCAUUUCAAUAUGCGCCUCGGACAGAAAAGACUUCUACCACCAGCAUGGAGUUCCUGCUUCUCGGGCGAAGACAAAUCGACUCUAUCCUCCACUUCGCAUCUCCGACCUCAAGGGCACCAAAGCUUUCCAGGCAUGGGCCCUUAAGCGACUUGGAGGGAACCGCUAUGAUCGGGCUCUGGAAGGGGAUUUCCUAGCCUUUGGAGGAAAGAAGCUCAAGAAGGCAGUUGAGGGAGGACUGGUCAACGCUUGUCUCCUGACUGCUGAAUCAGAGCUCAGAGCGGACUGCCCCUUCUAUGGCUCGAACCUUGCCACGGGCCUUGUCAUUGAUGACUACUAUGCGGUCUCGGUUGAGGAGAGCAGCUGCCCUAAGUGGGAUCCUAGCCAAGCAUGGACUGGAGGGUCACAGGCGGCACAAUUGCUUCAGAAGGCGACCGCUGCGUACGAGAAGGUUGCUCGAGAGAAUGGGGUGGUCACUGUCGGUGCUCCUGUUCACAAGCGUCUUGCUCUUGCCUAUGUUUCUCUUACCUUGGCGAAGAUGAGGUACACUACUGAUGCUCUCCACGCUUGUUUGGUGGGUGGAUGGGUGAACGCCGUGCUAUACAGGAGACCGGCAAUGUCACUUCUUCAGGAGGUCUACAAGAUCCCACUGUCGGAAGUGUCUCAGGACUCGCCGAAGGUGACCCGGUUGUCAAGAGGAAUGGCGCAGGAGCUCAUCAUGUUGUCCGUGCUCUGCCCUUUCUUCGCUACUGACAUUUCCACACAUAUUCAGGAGCGGUGCUAUGCCACUGACUCGUCAGACGCGAAGGGAGCUGUGGUCUCAUGUGAGGUGCCUUUGAAUGUUGCUAGGGCCAUGGUGCGUACUGGCAGGAAGAAGACGACCUACACGAGGAUGCUGGCAAGGCAUGAAGCUGUUCUCAAAAAGAUUGAUGCUGAUUUUGAGGAGACCUACGUAUCGAGUGAGGAGUUCGCAGAGGACUCCUUCAUUGCUCCCGACCGACCAAGGGCCUUUCGCUUUCACUUCAUUGAGGUUUGUGGAGGUUCUGGAAAGGUCACGAAAUACGUUGACGAACUUGGCUGGGUAGUUGGACCUGUGCUGGACCUUGAUCGAUCUCCAGCUUACGAUUUUUCAGCUCUGCGCUUGCUUCAAUGGAUUUACUUCAUGUUGGAGGAUGGCAGGUCGUUAGCUCUUCUACAGCUCGCCGCCGACUUGAACACCCCUGGAACGUUCAUCGAUGAAGAGACCGGCUUGCAGGAGUUGCUGGCGCUGUCAAAGACGAAUGGACUUCGAAGGUUUGCUGCCAACUGGCUUCGAUUGGUCUUGCUUCUGAUCGGAGGAAUCCCUCCCUGGUUUGGCUCAUCAGAAAGCUGGCGCUAUGGGCAUGUUGCUUACAAACACUUUCCCUUUGGAAGCACUCGGCCUAUCCAUCCCCAGAUCAUGGACUUCGACAGCUCAAUGGGCUAUCCUGGCGAAGGACCUCCGGUCAUUCCCCAAUGCCUGGCAGCAAGAGCAGCUGGAAGGGGAGACCUCGAGCUUCCCCAGGGGAGACCUGUCCUCCCUGAGACACAGAAGCAACGAGACAAGCUCCUUGGCUAUUUUUCAGACUGGCUUAGGGGCCAUGGAUUUGAGCUGGAAGAAAUUUUGAUGACAGCCACACCUGACCUCGAGACCUUGAACACGUUGGUUGAAAGAUACGGGCGUGAGCUCUACAGGUCAGGACGUCCAUAUGGACAUUAUUCCGAGACGCUCAAUGCGAUCUCGGGAAAGAGACCACGGGUGAGAAGACACCUUCAGCCCGCGUGGGACCUUGCCUACGCAUGGCUGCGCCAGGAACCGCCGGUUCACCAUCUGGCGCUUCCCUGGCAGGCGCUGCUGGCGCUCAUUACCACGUCAUGGACGUGGGGCUGGAGCAAAGUGACAGGCGUCAUCGCCCUUUCGUGGGGCGGUAUCACCCGCAUCGGAGAGGUGCUAUCAGCGUGCAGGCGGGAUCUAAUCCUCCCAGCUGAUGUUGAAUGGUCCAUCAACUAUGCCCUCCUGCAGAUCGCUGAACCCAAGACGCGAUAUAGAAGUGCAAGACAUCAAAUUGCACGGCUCGAUCAGCCGCAGCUUCUGAAGGUCAUCGAAGUGGCGUUUGGUGGCCUGUUACCUGAGCAGCGGUUGUGGCCCGCCUCGGGCCAAACAAUGAGGCAUCGGUUCCAAAAGCUCCUUCAAGCAAACAGGCUGGAUACUUUACCAGAGGGCAUCAGUCGAGGCAUCGACCUCGGAUCGCUUCGCGCAGGAGGGGCUUCUUGGCUGUUGAUGAGUUCGGAAAAUUCCGAGCUCACUAGAAGAAGGGGCAGAUGGAUCACCUCCAAGGUCAUGGAGGUGUAUGUUGAGGAGGCAUGGUCCGUGCAGUUUCUGCCCCGCCUACCGUCAGAAGUCAAGAAAUUGAUUUGGAAUGGUGCCCAGAUUUUUCCUUGGGCUCUGGAUCUUGUUGUGGCUUGGCACGGCGCCAAGAUCCCGGAGUCAGCAUGGCCUUGUUUGUUCCUCCAGGCCUCGAAAGACUUUGAGUUGAACCACCUGGGUGAGAAGAAGUUGGGUGGUGAAGCCGCUGCCGCGGCUGUGUGUGCAGCUCCAAAAGAACCGUGA